Pseudo-nitzschia multistriata is the source of this 1957-nucleotide messenger RNA. The record is from the annotation of a GenBank genome assembly. Lineage: Eukaryota; Bacillariophyta; Bacillariophyceae; Bacillariales; Bacillariaceae.
CAUGCAAAACAGGAACCAGAGCGACACCAAUGCACCGACGUUUGUCGGAAAGGUUCUCGUCUCUGUGUACGAUGAAGGACGGGAGAGCUAUGAUUGUUAUAAAUUUGAAGCCUGGCAUUUGGUUGAAGUCCCACACAUGUUCUCUUCAUUCUUCUUGUCUUUCCAGUGAAAAGAAAACGAAAACGCGUAAAAGAGAGUCGUCGAUAAGCUCUAAAACAAGUUCUUUACGUGAUUUUGCACAGACAAAUAUUUAAUCACACAAGCGCAUUUCGGUCGAGGGUCGAAUACAGUACCGUGCUCCAAACUGCCAAGGAGAAGCAAGUGCAAUCCAAAACACCAAGCAACGAUUAAAGUCAUGAUCGUAUCCGCUGCUGGCAUUGAAAUGACCGAUCCAACGACAACACAAAGGACACGCAUACGCCCGAUGCUUUCACCCAUGAAAAUGAGCAUCCGUUCUUCCUUCAUUGUCUUCUUUGCACUCUUUUUGCCUCUUUUCCGAUCUUCUACCACAACGAGCGCAUGGUUACCGCAGCUGCCUGAGAACAUUGGUCGAAGAGGGGUUCUCGGAAGCUUCGCUUCGGUUACCACCGGGAUCCUGACUGCUUCCAAGCUAGAACCCUCCGACCAACUGGUGGCUCCCGAUCUGUUUUCGUCGCAGCGCGUGCGUCUGCUUCCGCCAUCGCCAUCGCUACCGUCCUCGUCCUUUGAUGCCUACUACAUCACCCCCGUGGAGAACAACAUUCGGUCCAAGCUCGACAAGAUCGACAACAAACGGUUCCUCAACGAGUUGACUGCCCAUUCGGGGGGGUCCAUCUGGCUGGGCGAACACCACAAUUCUCUCUCGGACCACAAUUUCCAGGCGGCUGUCAUCCGAGAGGUUCACCAGGAGCGAAAGAAACACCGCCGCUCGAGAGACACGCCGAUGGCCGUUGGGCUAGAGCAAGUUCAGAGCCAGUUCCAGCCCAUACUGGACGCAUACACCAGCGGAAAGAUAUCGAUCGACGAUAUGAAAUUCAUGGUACAGUGGGACCGACGGUGGAGCUGGUCCUUUGAUAACUACAAGAAAAUAUUCGAGGUUGCCAAAGACCUUGGCAUCCGACUGUUGGCACUCAACGUAGACUCGGAGGAUUUGGUGCUCGUAGAGAAGGGAGGCUACCCCGGGCUGCCGAUAAAACAACUACACAAAUACAUCAAGGACCCGUACGUAUCGACUGAUAGCUACCAUUUUGCAUUCCCUGCAUAUUUCUCAUUCUAACUCUUCUAUUCGUUCCGUUGCAUUUCCGAAUACUGUAAAACAACAACAACGACAACAACAACAUAAACGAACAAUUGCACGUACAGAGUCGGGUUUGCGGAUUUUGCACAAACCGGGGAAUUCAAAACCUACAACGAUUAUGUCAUCAAGCCAUCGUACGAGCUCCAUCAGCGCCUGGGAUUGCUUCAGUACACCGUGACGGGAGAGCAAAUGGAAUCGGAAAUGACGUUUGGGAGGUUCCUGAGUGGUCGUCUGUUGUGGGACGAGGGUAUGGCCUCGAAAGCCUUCUCGUGGUGUGCCAGCAAUCCGGACGGACUCCUGAUUGGUCUGGUGGGGGCGGACCACGUGAAGUUCGAAAACGGGGUCCCGGGUCGGUUUUCGAGAAUGGCCCGAAGCAAGCAAAUGGACACGGGGUGUACCACAGUGGUGAUCAAUCCGACACUGAUCGACAGCAGGCCGAUGGGAACGGUGUCUCGGAUUCCCACGUCGGACUCGGCGGAGUACCCCGAGCGCAUCACACUUCAGCUGCGAUACACGAAAGGGGCCGGAGGCCAGUCGCCUCCCGAUAAUAGUGGGAGAGAUGGCGUGCUGUCGUUUUCGAACUAUGUUGUCGUCACGUAACAACAAUGUCGGUGACAGAAAGCGCCAAAACAACAAUGAAGCCAUGGCGGAAUGGUUAUACAUUAAAAAUAACGUUACAAC